GUGCCUGCUUUCCGGGGCCCCACGCGCAGGACCGACAUCCAGUGAAUGGCCAAUCCUCUGGCAGCGGAACGAGCGCUGCCCCGGGAGACGACUGGCGCUGGUGCUGACCCAUUUCUGUAAACUGGGGAACGGGGUUGGGAAACCUCUGUGACCCGCGCCAGUGCUGCCGGGGAGCCUGCGAGCGAGCGCGUGGGGCUGCGGCGACAGAAUGAGAGGUUGAACUCGCCCGUGACGUGCGUGAGAGAUGUCCAUGCAGGGGUCCGUGCUGGCGGUGGGGAAAUGGCUCGCCUGCCUGGAGUUUAUGCUGUUUCCAGUGUGGCGGGGCUUCGGCGCCGGCGCCGGCGGCGGUGGGUGGAGCCAGGGCUGGGGCCGCUGCCUGCGCUGGCAGCCCGGCGGCGCGGGGGAGGCCCGCCUCUCCGUCUUUGACUACCCCGUCUGGCUGGUGCUCUGCCGGCAGGGGCGCGCCCGGCUCAGGGAGGUGUGUCAGAGAGGGAGGGGGUCCAUCAGGCUGCCCACAGACAUGCUGAGCAUCAACCUCCCCCAGCUGUUUGACAUCCACCAGGUCCCAAAGGUGUUCCGGGAGGACAGCAUCAUCUCUGGGUACCGUCACCCACGGAGCUCGGCCCUGGACUGUGUCCUCAGCAGCUUCCAGAUGAACAACGAGACAAUCAACAUCUGGACCCAUUUCCUUCCAACAUGGUACUUCCUGUGGCGUUUCUGCGUGCUGUGCUCCACUCUGAACUUCCUGACUGACAGCUACACGUGGCCGCUCCUGGUCUACAUGCUGCUGAUCUGCGUCUACCCCUUCACCUCCUGCUGUGCGCACACCUUCAGCACCAUGUCUGCAGAAUCCCGCCACGUCUGCUACUUCUUUGACUACGGAGCCCUCAGCCUCUACAGUCUGGGUUGUGCCAUGAGCUACGGCUACUACGUCAUGCCAGACUGCUGGGUCAACAGUUUGCUCCACCAGCACUUUGUCCCCAUUGCCAUUGGAAACACGUUGUUCUGCACCAGCUUGUCCUGCUAUUCCAGGUUCCUGGAGAUCCAGUUUCCACACAAAAGUAAAGUUCUGAGGACCGCGGCCUUUGUCGUCCCUUUUAUUUUUGACACCACUCCUCUCGUUUACAGGAUCCUCGCGUGCUGCGGUGAGAGCUGCAGUCCAAGCGACGCCUUGUCCAACCACUCGUACCACGUGCUCUUCGCCUUCCUCACCUGCUUCCUGUUCACCGCCCACCUCCCGGAGAGGCUGGCGCCCGGGCGCUUCGACUACUUCGGCCACAGCCACCAGCUGUUCCACGUCAGCGCGGUGGUCGGGACCCACUUCCAGAUGGAGGGUGUGAUAGCGGACAUGACGUCCCGGAGGACGUGGCUGCUGGCCCACGGGGUGGUGCCUUCCUUCCUGGGGACCGUCGGGGCGCUGGUUCUCAGCCUGGUGCUCAACCUGGCCGUCAUUGGCAUCUUCAGUGCCCCGUUGCUGUGGGAACGCUGCCGCGGCCUGAAGCCGCCUCACGCGGCGCCGUGCGAGCGUAAGGAACAGUGAGUCUGAGACGGGACUGAGUGACUUUCAGGUUUUGGGCUCUUUGUCUCGGCCGCGUGUUUGUGAUCACUAACGAGAGUCGCUUAACACCUGUGGUUUUAUCCUUCACAUGUACAGAAAUGUGUUUGGUGAUGGAGCAUUUUUAUAAGCGCGUCGUGUUUUUACAAAAGCUGAGGACCCAACGACAUUUAUUGAAGUGUUCACAUGAAAAGAAACGUUUAACUUAUUUUUAAGUACGUUCAAAACGCCUUUAACUAUAAUAACACACACACACACACACACACACACACAAGUGCCUUAUUACACUUCAUCUACAGUGUUUACAGCAAAAUGUCGAAUCUCCAACUGGAAGCAUUCAGUGUUACAGUUUGCAGGGAUUAUAUUUUUGGGUUAAUGAUGCUUUGUUUGCGCGUGUUCGGCCUGAAACCCCUUUACCUUCGUAGAGAGUUAUUGAAAAGGUUCUCUGUAACUGGACUUUGCUUAGGUCCUUAUUCAACUCUGCAUAAUAUAAUGCAGAUUGAAUUGGCAGCACUUAUAUAUCCACCUAUUGAUUCCACUCAGCGAUGACUGGAAUUGAUUUGCAGGCCAGUGUGGUUCUCUUUCUGAUUGCUCGCCUUAUUAUGAACCCCACAAUCUGGCCUCAAUGGGGAACAAAAUGUUACAGUGUGGCAGUGAUUAAAAGACAGGUUCCAUUUUUAUAACGCUGCGUUUCCAUGGCAGCGCUAUAGCGGCCUCCUGCCCCCCGAAGGUCUUCAGCAGUUGUUAUAUUCUGAGCAAAUGGCACCACUUCGUCUUGUUCUUCUGUUGCAUAUUGUGAAGUCUAUUAUGAAUAUCUUAUCGUGUACUGCACUUAAAAUGGUUUGAAUUCAACUUGUACGUAUUUGCACAACUCCAGUCCAGUCACAUUGUGGUUUAGCUUUUCGUGGAAUUAAGAGAAACUGUGAGACCAACGUAUGUUUCGUCAUAUGAACGCAGGGGUUCACUGGUGUCAUAACGAACCGGCACAUCUACUUACUUUACUCGAAUUAUUUGAUCGUUCCGUGAGACAUUUACCUCAUUUACUUUUCUUUAUAGCAAUAGGAUUGUUUUCGCUUCUAGGUGCAACAGUAGCGCGAAGGAGGUGGGUUUUAGGAAGAAUCUAAUUCUAAUUACUCAUAGGCUGAAUAAUAUACUGAAAGAAUUACAAUCUCACCAAUGUCUGAUCAUAAUUGAGCCUUACAACAAGUGGGGAUUUUUGCUGGAGCGGAGCUUUCUGUUAACGUUUUAUAUUUCUCAUCUAAUGUUUAUGUAAGGAACUCUUAAAAUUCAAUUUUUAAAAAAUCUGAUGCAUAUUUUAAAGAUGGUUAAAGCAUUGAUGGCUGCAUAAGAUGGACUCUCCUCAUUUCUACUUGUUUGAGGACUUAAUUCCGAUGUGAAUGACUUGAUAAGUGGCGCAGAGGAGGCGAUUCAUCGGCGAUAUCGUCAGCAGAUGCUGCAGGGCACUGACCACUGUUCAGCUGGUUGUGUAGAGGCUGGCGACCGUUAACAUCCAGCAGCUACAGACUUCGGCAGACGUCUGUUUAUUACAUGCAGCACAUUCACACCUAGUUUCACUCGUAGUUAUUGCACACAACACUUGCUCGUCUCUGUUUUGAUGUGUUGUAGAGAGUUUAAGAGGGACAUGUAUGUGACAAUGGGGCUGCGGUGUGUUAUAGGUCCAUAUUGGACGCUAAGGAGGAAACGUCGGCUGUAAAGUGAAGGUGUAGAAUCACAAGCGCACACAGACACGUGUUUGUAUUUGGAGCGUGGCUUUUAUUCACCGUUGGUGUGGAGCAUUCUCCCGACUCGUCUCAUCCCCGCUGGGCGUUGAUCGAUUUGUGUUUUGCUCUACGGUCAUCAUCUUACAGCAUUCCUUGGUCUGACCCUGUUGAUUCUUGGAAUUGCAUCAUUACUGGCUUCUGAUGUGGUUUUGUGAGUAUCGACCCGGACUUGCUGCUGUUUUUGUGCCGUCUCGCUCAGUCUCAGUCGUGCACAGGUGUCGGCAGCUCCAGCGCUCGGAGAGGCUGCGCGUCGACGCUUCUGCAGCAGUUGGAUCAGGGCUGAUGUCUGUUCAUUCACUUAUGACCAAAUGAUACUAAAGCUACACAUCCAGACCAGGCCACUGCUCACACUCUAAACCUCGUAGCGUUUCUUACUCCACAGGUUUGUAAUUUUCAGGAAAACUGGGCACUUUUUUAAAAAAACAACAAAGAGCUGAAGGAUGUUUGAUAACGUGAUAGAAAGCACGAAGGCGAGUCUGACAAAAGCUUUGGAUUUAAAAAAAGAAAACUGGGUUCACAAGUAACUGGUGCUUUUUUUAAACUGAUGUUUUAUGUUUGUUUUGAUACAAGGUUUGAUUUUGAUUUGUUCAUCGGGUAAAUGAAAACUUUUCAAAUGUAUAAAUACAUAAAUGUUUUUUGCGGUGUUUAAUUUGUACUUUGUUGUAGGCUUGUGUAAUAAAUGAAGCCUUUUAUAAACUUAA
Betta splendens (Siamese fighting fish) is the source of this 4037-nucleotide messenger RNA. It is a transcript of the gene paqr6, whose product is annotated as progestin and adipoQ receptor family member VI. Gene Ontology annotation, molecular function: signaling receptor activity. NCBI's taxonomy places the organism in Eukaryota, Metazoa, Chordata, Actinopteri, Anabantiformes, Osphronemidae. The record is from RefSeq and is a predicted model, not a curated record. Bases 245 to 1540 code for a protein of 431 amino acids. The transcript has 8 exons. Gene Ontology annotation, cellular component: membrane.